Pimephales promelas (fathead minnow) is the source of this 4242-nucleotide messenger RNA. RefSeq names its product adenosine monophosphate deaminase 2a (gene ampd2a). Gene Ontology annotation, cellular component: cytosol. Gene Ontology annotation, molecular function: AMP deaminase activity. The record is from RefSeq and is a predicted model, not a curated record. Gene Ontology annotation, biological process: IMP salvage; AMP metabolic process. NCBI's taxonomy places the organism in Eukaryota, Metazoa, Chordata, Actinopteri, Cypriniformes, Leuciscidae.
GACUCCAUUUCUCAGCGAAAUUUUAUCAAAGUUCCUGAAAAACUCAAACGGUCCGAAUCAACAAAUAAAGAUUGGAGGAAGACUCUGGAAUCUAGAUGCAAGGAAGAACUUACGCAGUUCAGCUAAUAUUAAACACCGAAAAUAUCUUUCAUAAUUAUUAUUAAUUUUCAUAUUUUCAUCAGAAGCUGCGGUGGGAUCAAACCGGACCAGAAUCUAUAGACAUGUCGAAUCUGUGUGGUUCUGCUGAGCAGAGGCCUCUGAUCUCCCAGCGCUCUCUGCCCGGCACUCCGGUCACACACAAACACCUGCCCAUCGACCUGCGCACAUCCAUGGACGGCAAAUACAAGGAGAUCGCAGAGGAGCUGCUGGCGAGGAGUAUGACGGACAGUGACAUGCGUUGUGCUCCGUACGAGUUUCCCGAAGAGAGUCCCAUUGAACAACUGGAGGAGAAACGCCACCGUCUGGAGCGACAGAUCAGUCAGGAUGUCAAGCUUGAGCCAGAGAUUCUGCUGCGAGCCAAACAAGACUUCAUGAAAAUAGACAGCGCAGCCGACCUGGAGUAUAUGCAGGACAGUCAUGAGGACGCGGUCGACCAGCAUCACAUGGAGCGCGAGACGUUCGUGGAGAAAGAGUUCCAGCGCGUGUCCAUCUCUGGAGAGGAGAAGUGUGGGGUGCCGUUCACGGAUCUGGUGGACGCAGCGAAGUGUGUGGUGAAGGCCCUGUUCAUCAGAGAGAAGUACAUCGCUCUGUCUCUGCAGAGCUUCUGUAAGACCACGACUCGAUCCCUGCAGGAGCUCAACCAGAGACCGCUGGACAUCGGCGUCUUCGAGGACCUUCGCGGGAGUCCCGUCGACUCAGACAUGCGCGUUCACAUGCCGGUGUCGGAAACACACCCGUACGACGGGCGACACAUGAAGAACCUGCCGCCGGACGCCGGAUACACCUGUGCUAUGGUGGACGGGCUCAUUCACGUCUACACCGCGCAAAACCCCACGGACAAGAGCACAGAACUGGACCUGCCGUAUCCAGACCUGCAGGAAUACAUCGCCGACAUGAACGUCAUGAUGGCGCUCAUCAUCAACGGCCCCGUGAAGUCGUUCUGUUACCGGCGGUUACAGUAUCUGAGCUCCAAGUUUCAGAUGCACGUCCUUCUGAACGAGAUGAAGGAGCUCGCCUCGCAGAAGCAAGUGCCACACCGAGACUUCUACAACAUACGCAAGGUGGACACACACAUCCACGCCUCGUCCUGCAUGAACCAGAAGCAUCUCCUGCGCUUCAUCAAGCGCGCCAUGAAGAAAUCCCCGGACGAGAUCGUGCGCGUGGAGGGCGGUCGAGGACAGACCCUGAUGGAGGUGUUCGAGAACAUGAACCUGACGGCGUACGACCUCAGCGUCGACACACUCGACAUGCACGCCGACAGAAACACGUUCCAUCGCUUCGACAAGUUCAACUCCAAAUACAAUCCGAUCGGAGAAUCCAUUCUCAGAGAGAUCUUCAUCAAAACAGACAACCACAUCCAGGGGAAGUACUUCGCCCACAUCGUCAAGGAAGUGAUGUCAGACCUGGAGGAGAGCAAGUACCAGAAUGCCGAGCUGCGUCUGUCGAUCUACGGCCGAUCCAUGGACGAGUGGGACAACCUGGCGCAGUGGGCCGUCACACACUCCGUGUACUCCGACAACGUGCGCUGGCUGAUCCAGAUCCCACGCCUGUUUGACGUGUACCGCAGUAAGAAGCAGCUGAUGAACUUUCAGCAGAUGCUGGAGAACAUCUUCCUGCCUCUGUUUGAGGCGACGGUCAAUCCCAGCAGCCACUCGCACCUGCACCUGUUCCUCACACACGUGGUGGGCUUCGAUAGCGUGGAUGACGAGUCUAAACCGGAGCAUCACAUCUUCAACCUGGACAGUCCGACACCGGCCCGCUGGUGUAACGACAACAACCCGCCGUACUCGUACUAUCUGUACUACAUGUACGCCAACAUGACGGUGCUCAACAACCUGCGCAGGAGGCGGGGCUUCAACACCUUCGUGCUGCGGCCUCACUGCGGGGAGGCGGGGCCUAUUCAUCACCUGGUGUCUGGAUUCAUCCUGUCAGAAAACAUCUCACACGGACUUCUGCUCAGGAAGGCUCCGGUCCUGCAGUACCUGUACUAUCUGGCUCAGGUGGGCAUCGCCAUGUCUCCGCUCAGCAACAACAGUCUGUUCCUGAGUUACCACCGUAACCCUCUGCCCGAGUACCUGUCCCGCGGCCUGAUGGUGUCGCUGUCCACCGACGACCCGCUGCAGUUCCACUUCACCAAGGAGCCUCUGAUGGAGGAGUACAGCAUCGCUGCUCAAGUGUGGAAACUGAGCUCAUGUGACAUGUGUGAACUGGCCAGAAACAGUGUGUUAAUGAGUGGCUUCUCACACAGGGCUAAGGGUUAUUGGCUGGGUCCCGACUACAACAAAGAGGGUACGAUCAGCAAUGACAUUCGGCGCACAAACGUCCCCGACAUCCGUGUGGCGUACCGUCACGAGACGCUGUGCGAAGAGCUUCACCUCAUCACGCAGGCCGUCCGAACGCAGGAGCUGGACCGCAUCGAGGAGGAGGACGACGUGCUGUCCUUCACGCCCAGCCAAUCCAAAGCCCCGCCCACAAGCCCACCUGUCCAAUCAGCAAGCUAGAGAUGAGCCAUGACCCCACCCACAAUCACAGCUGUCCAAUCAGGACACUAGAGAAGCCAUGACCCCGCCCAUACACUCGCCUGUCCAAUCAGCACGCUAGAGAUGAGCCACAGCCCCGCCCACACGCUCGCCUGUCCAAUCAGCACACUAGAAAUGAGCCAUGACCCCACCCACAUUCUCACCUGUUCAAUCAGCACACUAGAGAAGCCAUGACCCCGCCCAUACACUCGCCUGUCCAAUCAGCACACUAGAGAUGAGCCACAGCCCCGCCCACACGCUCGCAGUCCAAUCAGCACACUAGAAACGAGCCAUUACCCCGCCCACACGCUAGCAGUCCAAUCAGCAGAGUAGAGAAGCCAUGACCCCGCCCAUACACACGCCUGUCCAAUCAGCACACUAGAGAUGAGCCACAGCCCCGCCCACACGCUCGCCUGUCCAAUCAGCACACUAGAAACGAGCCAUUACCCCGCCCACACGCUAGCAGUCCAAUCAGCAGAGUAGAGAAGCCAUGACCCCGCCCAUACACACGCCUGUCCAAUCAGCACACUAGAGAUGAGCCACAGCCCCGCCCACACGCUCGCCUGUCCAAUCAGCACACUAGAGAUGAGCCACAGCCCCGCCCACACACUCGCCUGUCCAAUCAGCACACUAGAAACGAGCCAUUACCCCACCCACACGCUAGCAGUCCAAUCAGCAGAGUAGAGAAGCCAUGACCCCGCCCACACACUCGCCUGUCCAAUCAGCACGCUAAAGCCGCGACCCCGCCCACACUCGCCUGUCCAAUCAGCAUGCUAGACAUGAGCCAUGACUCCGCCCACACUCACAGCUGUCCAAUCAGCACACUAUAGAAGCCAUGACCCCGCCCACAUUCACACUACAGCAUCAGGACCAAAGUGACACUCCCCAUCCGUCAGUGUUGAUCUCAUUUCAGUGCAUGUGUAGAGACGUUCAGCUAUGCAUCAAUAUAAUGUGUCACACCUCCGUCACGAGCCGUGAUGACAUCACAGCUCCCUCACGUGCCUUUUACUUUAGCUACUUUUAUUUAGAAGGUUCGCUUCGAUUGUAACUUACUGCGUCUAACGUGUCUUUUAACCUCUGGUUCUACAAACUGCUUUUGAAGGAUAUAUUUUCUCUGACGGCCCGUGCGGAUCUCCUCCGGUCCUGCGGGAGGCGCCGUUGAGCCAAACCCAACAGUAUUUUUCUAACCCUAAACCUCCUGUACACUAAUCGCUGGGAAAUCUCCUCGUACACUAGAUACACAUCACGCCUGACAGCUCAUCGCUAGUUCCACGACUGACGUAUCAGAUCCGGCAUGUGUACGCUAGCUUUAGUCGGACGUUAAACUGACUGUUAAUCUUCACACGAAUAAAUCGCACAAAUCAUGAGAUCGAAACCAGCACGAUAUGUAGAAAUUAGCAUGCUGAUCGCUACAGAGCAAAGCACGACGGCAAAUGAUCACCAGUACUCGUACAGAAAUAUACAUGUAUAUCUUUAUUUUGUGAAUGAGAAUGUUAGUCUACAGCAGUUCUGAUCAGAUAAUUACAGUAUUUUGUUCAUAUCAAUAAAGCAUGUGUGUAUUCAA